Messenger RNA from Umbelopsis ramanniana AG, 2136 nucleotides. RefSeq lists its product as uncharacterized. The transcript is spliced from 3 exons. Gene Ontology annotation, cellular component: transcription regulator complex; mediator complex. Gene Ontology annotation, biological process: regulation of transcription by RNA polymerase II; positive regulation of gene expression. Lineage: Eukaryota; Fungi; Mucoromycota; Umbelopsidomycetes; Umbelopsidales; Umbelopsidaceae. The coding region runs from base 247 to 1980 and encodes 577 amino acids. The record is from RefSeq and is a predicted model, not a curated record.
ACCCUCGAGUUGCUGCAGCCUUACAAUAUGCGGGGUUAUGCUAUCAAGUUCAAGCUUACUUUAGCAAUCACUACUAUAGCAAAGCUACAGAUCCAACGGUCUUCUGCAAUUUGUCCAUGCAAGAGGUCAUGAAGGUUGCCAUGGAGAGUCAGCUGAGACAGAAUCUAGUAGCGAAUACGUUGUUACAAGCUUUUGGACUUUCUAAACGUCAGCGCUAAACAUCGCUUGCUGCAGUUGAUUUACAAGAUGAUGCUUGAUACCGAAGCUGGUCCUCGUUAUCAGGCUGCUUCGUCAAGUAAUAUAACGUGCGUCUCUCCUCAUGUGUUGGAUGUGGUAUACAAGCUCUUAUAUAGCGCACCAUGCUCAGCCGAGCUUAUGAUCAAAGAGAUUUUCGACAAAUUACGUCGCUGCGACAAGCUCAUCAAAACGCGUUACGAGUCGAAACCAGAAGCAGAGUCACUGCUACCUGAUCACACUGUGCGAUGGCUACACACCAUCCUACAACUUCUUAACCACAGGUUUUUGCGGUUUUUGAAACACUCCUCAUUGUCAUCUGGACUAUUACACUAUAUCCGCUACUCACUAUCAUAUCUGGACCAUCGCCAAGUCUAUCAAGUUUUGGAGUCAUUUGCGAUCAAUAUUAUGCGAAUGCAGAGUGAUGCAAAGGUGUUGAGAUCACUGGACGACCCUAAUCGAGAAAAACCAAUUUGGUUUGCAGAAUCUGAAAUGCUUGCUCGUAGCAUGGUUUCUAGCAUUGUUCGAUUGAUCAAAACAAGAGGUCAAGCUGAUAUUAGAACGGAGCAGAUUCAUAGAGUGCUUUCCAACUUGUACGAAUAUCGCAUAGAGUGGUCUGAAGAAGCACUCAAAUUCUUUCCACCAGCGGUUCGAUCAUUUUAUACAGAUCCUAAUUCCAACAAUCAUAAUAUACCAUUACGACCUCAAGUGACUUAUGCCAAGAUUCAGCAAAUGAUUCAGACCAACAAGGCAUACAUGGCGUUUUUACUUCAGGGUUCAAAUGAGAAAGAGCGAGCAAUCAAGCAUUUCUUUUCUGUAUUGGAGAAUCAAUCUAGUUUACUUCCAAUGAUCUGGACAUUGGCCCUCAUGAGAAUGUCUACUGAUGCUUUUCAUAUGCCAUCGGUUCGAAAAGCGAUGUUAUGUAUACCGGCAUCACGUAUCGCAACUCAUACCAUUGACCUUGUCGAUUUUAUACUAUCAAAGGAAGCUCCACAAGGUGACAUACAAGUUAACUACAAGUGCCUCGAUGCAAUGAUUUGGAAGCACCAAUGGAUCAGCUUUACGCAUGUGGUGUUUGCGCUUGUCAAGGGAAGUGGAAACGCAGAAAGAUCGGAAAAGGCUUUCCAGUACUUGGAAUAUCUCUUAUUAGAAUCGCCUGAAUUCUCACGACGAGUCGAGAAAUUUACCUCCCUACAGUUCAGCUCUAAAUACUGGGCGGAAGAUAACUAUCAUGAGAAGCUGAUGACAUAUUUGGCGCAAUUUCCUGAGUAUUCUGAAUUUGAAGCAUAUGGAAUGAAGGAUUUCGAGCAAACUCAGCAUAUGGAUCCACCAACCUCACCGCCUAUGCCAAUAUACUUUACAAACGUGGUCCUGCGCUUUAUACCCUUCUUCGAUGUGAUAGUUAGUCGUCUUAUAGAGUAUGAGCAGCCUGAUUUACUUGCACGCAUACUUGACAAACACGGCCAUCUCUUCCAAUAUCACCAUUACCCGCUAUCCUUCAUCUGCAAUUUGUUCCUAGACCAUUAUUCAUCACCCACACUGCACCAGCCAUACAUCAAAAAGAGAUUAUUACGCCUUCUUGACUUUACUCAGUACGAGUUCUUGCCUGAAGCUAUUACCUACGCGACAGACGAGAUGGUAGGCACAGAAGUUUUCGGAGCAAGAUAUUUUGAAUCGGUGUUUCACAAGCUUGCCGAUAGUAAGUACAUGUUGAGGAAUUGGACUAAGAUGAAUUCAGUGAUCUAAAGAUACAUUUUCCGUCUUCACUUUUUGUUAGAUCUUUCACCUCAAAAAUGCGCACCAAAGGCGACACCAAAUUUACCAGAAAGGCACUUUAGAGAAAUUGGGAGUCCCGCUGUGCAAGGUAUCCACGUGGCACUGUUAGAGGUUCUUCUCACGCCA